CGUAGUGUUACCGGAGUGGAAACUCUUUCAAGACUAAUGUGUAGAGCGACUUAGGAUAAGUUAUCAAUUCGGUAAGCUAUACGACUGGAUUUUUCUCAAUAAUCGACUCUGGUUGACGCUAUGACUUCUCCGAAUCCCCAUGAUGCGCCCGUGCUUUCGAGUUCGCCUGCCUCAAUCAGAGGCGCUUCUCCCGUUCGACGAAGGGACAAUAGAGAAAGUUUAUUAUGCCAAACCGAUGUGGUGGAGCCUGGUUCUCGACCGCACAUCUCGCCGACCCUUAUCCGCUCGUAUGAUCCAAAUGACCCAGAAGUGAGGGAGAGGCAGAGAACGCUGGACGUGGACAUGGCUCUGCAUUUGUCCAGGGCCCGGAGAGAGACCACAGUGACACCUCCAACAGCAUCAUUGCCGUAUGAAUCGGCUCCUCAUCCUGAAGCAGGGCCCCCAUUCUCCCAUUUCUCUGCCAUCGAGGAACACGACAUUGAUCUUGCUCGCGGGGACAGAAUUAGUCACCUCGAUCAUGAUGGUGUGAACGGCGGUUCUGACGGACUGCACUCGCCACGGUCUCUAACUCCUAUUGACCUGCGGAUGCAGCACCUUGACCAGACCCAUGACCCAGCCCUUCUGACGACUAUGGGAAGUGAGUACCGACCGAUUCGCGGCGAAGCUCUCGCUUCUAUGCCGGGCCUUCCCGUGUACCAAGCGAAUGCAGCCCACUCCAUCUUCGCCUUUGCCCAUCUGGAGGCCUUUGCGGCUCAAGAAAAGACCGAGUUGGGCAUAUCAUCACCUACCGAUAUCCAUGGUCCAGCAUUUCGGCUGCGCAACCCAAGCAUUCCACAGAGCGGCGGUCCAGAUUUGGCCACGUCUCCAUCUGGAGGAGCUCCUCCAUUUGAUGCUCCAUUCGACUCCUCUUAUCGCAGUAAUAUACGACAGCGGAAGCUCAGCCAGAGUAGCCCCGUCCCUAGGCAAAGCCGGAAAGGCAUUCGGGGCAAGAUGGCUCUAUUUGAGAACCACAGCGGAGACCCAAACUUCACUUUACCAAGUCGGCUCAUGGGGCAUACCAGCUUAAGCGCCAUCCCAUCCUCAGAAAACGUAUCAACAAAUCAGUACGGCGCUGCAGGGAUGGGCGGGAUCAUGUCACCCGGUCAUGACAGACCAUACCGAUUCUCGUUCUACUCCAAUGCGUUGUCUGCAACUAUUCACGCACGAAGCCUCAGCGAACUUCCUGCGGACGGGCAAUCCUUUGAAGAUUUGUUUACUGGCCUGCCUCCUCCGGACCGCCCACGAGACGCGAAAGGUGGUUCUGCCCCUGUUCCCGUGCCUCUAUCACACCAGGGGGCAGCUUCUCUCCAAAAUUCGAAUAAGCGCCUGGCAUCAGGUCCGCCGGAUUUUGUAUCCCCCAGCCACAAUGGUAGUUAUCAAAAUGGGAGUUUUCAAAACGGGGGCUAUCAUGGUCGUCCGGAGAAGGGCGGUGCUAGUAAUCCAGGCCCACCAAACAGCCUCGUGGGCGGUGGUGAACUUGAGGGAAAUACGUGGUGGCUAGAUGUCCUAAGCCCGACAGAUGAAGAGAUGAAAACUCUGAGCAAGGUUUUCUCUAUCCACCCCUUGACAGUUGAAGACAUCCAAAUGGAGGAAGCUCGUGAAAAGAUUGAAUUAUUCCGGAACUACUACCUUGUCUGUUUCCGGAGUUUUGAUCAGGAUCCUUACAGCCCUACGCACCUGGAGCCCCUGAACAUGUACAUUAUUGUAUUUCGAGAAGGAACUUUGUCUUUUCACUUCCGCCCCACUCCACAUCCGCAAAAUGUCCGCCGAAGAAUAAAGCAGCUCAAAGAUUACAUUAACGUCACAUCAGACUGGAUCUCGUACGCGUUGAUUGACGAUAUCACCGACGCCUUUGGUCCUCUAAUCCAAUCCAUUGAAUACGAAGUCGAUUCCAUUGACGAGCUCGUCCUUAUUUUGAAGGAGGCAGAACAAAGUGACAUGUUGAGGAGAAUCGGAACAUGUCGCAAGAAAGUCAUGGGACUGCUACGCUUAAUGGGCAAUAAGGCGGAUGUAGUCAAGGGUCUCGCGAAGAGAUGCAACGAAAACUGGAGGGUGGCACCAACGUCAGACAUCGGUCUAUAUCUUUCCGACAUUCAGGACCACUUGAUAACCAUGACGCAAAAUCUGAAUCACUACGAAAAAAUUCUGUCACGGUCGCACUCCAACUACUUGGCGCAGAUUUCUAUCGAGAUGACGGAUGCUAACAACCAGAUCAAUGAUGUCCUCUCGAAGUUGACGGCGUUGGGUACGGUCCUCAUCCCGAUGAACUUGGUGACGGGUAUAUGGGGUAUGAAUGUACACGUUCCAGGCCAGGAUGAUCAGGUCAGCUACCACUGGUUUGCUGGGAUCCUUUCCGCGCUCGCAGCCUUUGGCAUCAUUGGCGGGUACACCACUUAUAAACUCAUGGUUAAACGAUAAACGCAUUGAAAGUUGAUCGUUUUUGUUUUCAUUCUGUUUUCAGUAUCUAGGUCUUCGCGUUUCUGGUUCGCUAUCAUGAUUUGUAAUAUUUUACUCCCGAUUUCGUCAUCGCGAUUUGCGCCUAGACUUCCAUCGAGUUCGCGGGAGAACUCAAAGAUCGCCCUCAAUUUCCCAUUCACAACA
Molecule: messenger RNA, 2640 nt
Organism: Suillus clintonianus
Lineage: Eukaryota; Fungi; Basidiomycota; Agaricomycetes; Boletales; Suillaceae
Exons: 8
Coding region: 121-2457 (778 amino acids)
Biological process (GO): intracellular magnesium ion homeostasis; magnesium ion transmembrane transport
Cellular component (GO): plasma membrane
Molecular function (GO): magnesium ion transmembrane transporter activity
Source: RefSeq, a predicted model, not a curated record